AUGGCAGACGGCUUCCAUCCCCACGGCCAUCCCGUGCCGUCCAACAUCGAUGCCGGCGAACUCACUCACCAAUUUGAACAACUAAUGCGCAACAAGCGAUUCAACCGCCUUCAAGAACAGUCGCAGCAAUCUCGUUCUCAUUCUCCUUCGCCAGCUUUGUCUGCUUCUCCCGCUGCUUACCCUCCACCACCCCCUUCCCGGGCGCCACCACCGCCGCCCCCGAUGGCUCAUCACCAGUACCCUGCCUCUCCUCAACCGCAACAUCAAUCUCACAGAGCAUCGCCCUCGCCGGCAAUCAGAGGCCUUCCGGUUGUUCCUGCGCCUCCGCAAGAUCCUCCUUCGCUUAAAUUCCGAAACCUGCUCCAUGUCCUGUCUGUUACGCCGACCAAAUACGAAAACCCUGGCCUCCUGGAUGAGGCCUUGGCCUUGAUUCCGCUCGAUAGGUUGUACUCGGAGGCAGAAGAGGAAAGCCAGAUCAUCCAGGCUCAAGCCGCCAGUAUAGGGGGAAAGCCUGAAUGGGGUUACCAGGAUUGCGUCAUCAGAGCUCUCUUAAGAUGGUUCAAGCGAUCGUUCUUCCAAUUCGUCAACAACCCUUCCUGCCCUCGAUGCUUUAUGCCUACGAUCGCUCAAGGCAUGACUCCUCCUUCUCCCGAUGAGACCGCCCGUGGUGCCACCCGUGUCGAACUCUACCGAUGCUCUGAAAACACCUGCGGCGCCUUUGAACGAUUCCCUCGCUACUCGGACGUCUGGCAGCUCCUGCAGACUCGUCGUGGUCGUGUUGGUGAAUGGGCCAACUGCUUCAGCAUGUUCUGCAGGGCGAUUGGUGGUCGUGUGCGCUGGGUCUGGAACUCGGAGGACUACGUCUGGACAGAGGUCUACUCGGAGCACCAGAGACGAUGGAUCCACGUCGAUGCAUGCGAAGAGGCAUGGGAUCAGCCACGUCUCUACACUGAGGGUUGGGGUCGCAAGAUCGCUUACUGCAUCGCCUUCUCGAUCGAGGGCGCGACCGAUGUCACCCGACGUUAUGUUCGAAGUCCAAGCAAGCACGGUUCUGCCCGCAACCGCGCUCCUGAAGAGGUCCUCCUGUGGGUGAUCCACGAGAUUCGGAACAAGCGUCGCGGAGAACUGGGCAAGACCGACCAGAAGCGAUUGAUUAAGGAGGACGAGCGGGAGGAGCGUGAACUCCGCGCCUACAUGGCCUCUGGCCUUGCUGCCGAGAUCAACAACCUCUUUCCUCUCAACCAGGUCCCCGACGAACAGAAGAUCCGUUCGUCUCACCAAGAGGCCGCUGCAGAGUGGCAGACCGGGGGGCGGUAA
Aspergillus chevalieri is the source of this 1317-nucleotide messenger RNA. RefSeq names its product peptide-N4-(N-acetyl-beta-glucosaminyl)asparagine amidase (gene png1). Bases 1 to 1317 code for a protein of 438 amino acids. Gene Ontology annotation, biological process: glycoprotein catabolic process; protein deglycosylation; protein quality control for misfolded or incompletely synthesized proteins. The record is from RefSeq and is a predicted model, not a curated record. Gene Ontology annotation, cellular component: nucleus; cytosol. Gene Ontology annotation, molecular function: peptide-N4-(N-acetyl-beta-glucosaminyl)asparagine amidase activity. Lineage: Eukaryota; Fungi; Ascomycota; Eurotiomycetes; Eurotiales; Aspergillaceae. The transcript has 3 exons.